AUGCAACUUUUUAUUAUUACUAUUGUAUGUGCUACUAUGUUAACCAUUUAUUGUAAUUCAUCUGAAGAUAUUGUACAAUGUAAUGAUCUUGUCAUCAAUCAUGAGAAACUACAACAAAUGAAUACCAAAGAACAAGAAGAAUUUACUAAAUCAGUUAUGGCAGAAUAUGACAAAAAUUUAACAGAUAUUGCUUAUAUAACGUCGGUAGCUGAAUUUCAAACACAUUUACAUUUGAACGAUUCAAGUAAAAAGCGUGCAAUGGAAAAAUAUUAUGAAACUUAUCGUGUUUGUCUGAAAAACAUUGCGAUUAUUGGACGACAAUUACAAUCACUGAUCAAUAGUAAUCAAACAUCGAUACGUUGGUUAUUACAACGUACACAAGCCAUUGGUGAAGCCGGAGAGAAUAAUACAGUUAAUAAAUUUGAAAUACAAAAGCUAAAAACUUCUAUCAAAGAAAUGUAUCAUCGAAAGUUUAUUUGGAAUAGUACACAAUUAGGCAUUGAUGAAGUACAAGAAAUUCUUGGUACACUCGAAUCACCUGAUGAUCUUCUUUCACUAUGGAAUGCAACUUAUGAAGUAGCGAUGCCAAUGCGAGAGAAUUAUUCAAAGUUAAUUGCUGCACAAAAUCAACAGGCCAAACAGAACCGUUUAAACGAAAAAAGUGAGUCAACAUCGAAUAUGGAGGAACGCCGUGUAGUUGAACAAUUAUGGCAAGAAUUGAAACCACUGCAUCGUCUAUUGCAUGCUUAUAUAAGGCAAAAACUGUAUAAACUACAUCCAAAACAUAUUCAAUUAGAUCAACCUAUUCCAGUUCAUUUAACAAAAGAUAUAUUUGGUUCAAUGAUGACUUAUCUUAUGAAGGAUAUUCUACCAUUUCCUCAUCUCAAAGGAAUCGACUUAGGUCCUGUGAUGAAACAAAAGAAUUUUACUGAAGAAAAAAUUUUUCAAUAUGCUGAUCAAUUUUUUGUGUCAUUAAAUUUAACAAAAGUAUCAAAUCAUUUUUGGAAUUUCUCAGUAUUUAAAAAAAUCCCAGGUCGUCCUAUGUCUUGUCAUCCGACUGCAUUUGAUAUGUACAAAUAUGAUGAUGUUAGAAUUCGAAUGUGUACAAGUUUAACAUCACGUGAUUUCUAUGUUGUUCAUCAUGAGAUGGGUCAUAUCCAACAUUACCUACAAUAUAAAUCUUUACCAUUUUGGUUUCGGCGUUCGCCACAUGGUGCUUUUGGUGAAGCUAUUGGUGAUGCAAUUGCAUUGGCUGCAAUGUCACCUACACAUUUAAAACGUAUUGGUUUAUUAGAAAAUUAUGCAUUGUCGAAAGAGGACAAUAUAAAUUUUCUAGCUUCACAAGGUUUAAGUCGUCUGUUUCUACCACCAUAUGCAUACGCACUUGAUAUUUGGCGUUGGUCAGUUUAUAAUGGGUCAAUACAACCAUCUGAAUACAAUAGACGUUAUUGGAAUCUUGUCUGUCAAUAUCAAGGUAUGAAACCGGCUAAACCUCGUGAUGAACAAUAUUUUGAUGCUGGUACUAAAAUUCAUGUUGCUUUUGAUUUAUCUUAUAUUAAAUAUUUUCUUGCUCAUGUUUUUCAAUUUCAAAUUUUCGAUGUACUGUGCCAAGAAGCAGGUUAUCAAGGGCCAUUACAUUUGUGCGAUUUACAUGGUUCGGCUGCUGCUGGAAACAAACUCAAAAUAUUACUUGGGCUUGGCUCAUCAAAACCUUGGGAGGAUAUAUUAGAGGAAUUCGCUGGUGUAAGAACAUUUUCCGCUAAAUCCUGUUUACGAUAUUUUAAACCACUGCAAGAUUAUCUUGAGUCAUUGGUUGAACAAGGUCAAUUAAAUGUUGGAUGGACUUGUAAUAACGAUAAGAAUGAUGCAAGACGAAAAACAUUAUCUCGACGAAAAUUUUAUUUGCUUAUAUUUAUGAAUUUUAUGUUGUCGAUUAGUUUAUUUUAA
Messenger RNA from Rotaria socialis, 1947 nucleotides. The record is from the annotation of a GenBank genome assembly. NCBI's taxonomy places the organism in Eukaryota, Metazoa, Rotifera, Eurotatoria, Philodinida, Philodinidae.